Fusarium musae is the source of this 1131-nucleotide messenger RNA. RefSeq lists its product as uncharacterized. The transcript has a single exon. The record is from RefSeq and is a predicted model, not a curated record. Gene Ontology annotation, molecular function: RNA binding. Gene Ontology annotation, biological process: positive regulation of mRNA splicing, via spliceosome. Bases 1 to 1131 code for a protein of 376 amino acids. Lineage: Eukaryota; Fungi; Ascomycota; Sordariomycetes; Hypocreales; Nectriaceae. Gene Ontology annotation, cellular component: nucleolus; U12-type spliceosomal complex.
AUGGCGCAAAAUAGGCAUUGGUACAGCUCUUUCAUCUCAUGGCAACGCGACAGCAAAGCUAACUAUCUUCUCAGGGAACAAGACAAGGAGGCGACGGUCUACAUCGGCAACAUCGACGAGCGCGCAACAUCCGCCAUGGUAUACGAGAUCAUGCUUCAGAUGGGCCCCAUCCACAACAUCCACAUGCCUCGCGAUCGUGUUACCCAGACACAUCAGGGCUUCGGCUUCGUCGAGUUUCGCACACCCACAGACGCUGAAUAUGCCGCCAAUGUCAUGAACGGCAUCAAACUGUAUGGAAAGAGCUUGCGCGUCAACAAGGCUAGCGCAGACAAGCAGCGUGCCGCCGAGGUUGGCGCCGAGCUAUUCAUCGGAAACCUCGAUCCCAUGGUUGACGAGAAGAUCCUCUACGACACCUUCAGUCGCUUCGGUCCACUACUCAGUGCGCCAAAGGUCGCAAGGGAGGAGUCUGGUGCGAGCAAGGGUUUUGGUUUUAUCAGCUUUGCCGACUUUGAGAGCAGCGAUGCUGCGAUCGCGAACUUGCAUGGACAGUACAUCUUAAGUAAGGAGGUUUCGGUCCAGUAUGCUUUCAAGAAGGACGGAAAGGGAGAGAGACAUGGUGACGAGGCUGAACGCGAGCUUGCUGCUCAAGCAAAGAAACGGAACAUCGUCCCAGAAGCACAGCCUGUGCCCCAGGCGUUUCUACAACCACCGCCUGUUGCAGCUGCGCCUCCAGCAGGUUUCGACCCUUCACUUAUGGGAAGAAUGCCCCCCGUCGGCGCACCUCCACAGGGUAUUCCCGGUGGAUUUGCACCUCCCGGCCGAGGUCCGUCGCCAUACAAUGCCGGAGUUCCGCCCUCCGGAGCUCCUCCAAGAGGCUCCGUUCCUUUACCACCAGCUCCCUCAGGGUUGCCUGCGCGACCUCCACAAUCACAGGCUGGAUACACAAACCCAGCCGAUUUCCACCCAGGCAGUUUCAGACCACCCUCUGGGUCUCCGGCGCAGGGCUUCCCAGUUGCUCCUCCGCCCGGAUUCCCUGCUCCCCCUCAAGGAGCCCCCGGUGCUGCUGGUGCUCCCCCCCCUGGGUUUAUGCCCCCUCCAGGCUUCCAACCACCCCCUGGAUUCCGUCGGUGA